AUGCUGGAUCAAGGCGAGUUACAGAUAAAUCGUUGUGUCAAGAACAAGGGAGAAGAAGAGAUAGCCGUGUUGGAAAUCCUUUAUGAUGAAGUUAAUGUGGACAUCCCGUAUGAUGAGGUUAAGGUGGAAAUCCCUAUAAACCCAUUGGUGAUAGAGUUUCCAGCACCGUUCGUGUAUAAAGAUGAGAAGGCGGUACCGUGGAUAUAUCAACCCAGAGCUUUUAAGCAAGGGCAGGAAGACCGACCCGUGGUAAUCAAUGAACCAAACGUCACCUCAAUUAUGGGGCCAGCUGGAAUGACGCGUAGUGGCCGAGUGUUCACGCCAAGGGCCGUUGAUGCUUCUACAAAAGCCAAAGGGAACGAAGUUGCUACUCCUGUCCAAAUCCCUGUCCCUAGUCGAGAAAUGCAAGAAAUGAAUUUGUCUCCUAAAGCUGCAGUCACUCGUGAGGAGGCCAAGGAAUUUCUAAGGAUAAUCAAGAAAAGUGAUUAUAAAGUGGUGGACCAAUUGAAUCAAACACCUUCAAAAAUCUCCAUGUUAUCUCUGUUGCUCAACUCAGAAGCACACAGGAAUUCAUUAUUGAAAGUGUUAAGCGCAGCACAUAUCACGAAAGACAUAACGAUAGAACAAUUUGACGAUGUGAUAGCUUGCGUAACCACUGGAAAUUUUUUGGGGUUUAACGAUGAUGAACUGCCAGUUGAGGGAAAGAACCAUAACAAGGCCCUACAUAUCUCCUUGAAAUGCAUAGACACUAUACUAUCAAGGGUAUUAGUAGACACAGGUUCCUCAUUGAACGUCAUGCCAAAAACCACUUUGAUAAAGCUGCCAAUGGAGAGGAUGAAUAUGAAGCCCAGUACCCUAAUUGUAAAAGCAUUCGAUGGCUCAAGACGAGCAGUGAUAGAAGAGGUUGACCUACCAAUCAAAAUAGGCCCAACUUUUUUCAAUAUCACAUUCCAGGUUAUGGACAUACAUCCCGGUUAUAGUUGCCUACUUGGGAGACCAUGGAUCCACUCUGCAGGCGCCGUCACCUCCACUUUACACCAAAAGCUAAAAUUCAUUACAAAUGACAAGAUGAUUGUGAUUGGAGGGGAGGAGGAUAUCUUGGUUAGCCACUUAACAUCUUUCCGAUAUAUCAAGGUGGAUGGCGAGAUAACCGAGACACCAUUCCAGUCCUUGGAAGUGGUAAAUAUGAUGGUUGUCCAACAGACAUUGGAGACUCUGAAGUCAGGACCGUCCAUGGCCUCGUGGCAAGGAGCUAAGGUUGUGAUUGAAAGUGAAAAUGCUCAAGACUGGGGCAAAGUGGUGGAAGUGAGAGAGAAGCGAGACAAGUUUGGGUUAGGGUAUGACCCGUCGUCAAUUGAAGUCGAUAACCAACAUGAUAAAGAGCAUAUCCCUCCUGUAGAACUGACGUUGGCCACAUGUUUGGCAACCAGGUGGCAAUGA
Molecule: messenger RNA, 1440 nt
Organism: Lathyrus oleraceus (garden pea)
Lineage: Eukaryota; Viridiplantae; Streptophyta; Magnoliopsida; Fabales; Fabaceae
Exons: 1
Coding region: 1-1440 (479 amino acids)
Biological process (GO): proteolysis
Molecular function (GO): aspartic-type endopeptidase activity
Source: RefSeq, a predicted model, not a curated record